Messenger RNA from Maniola jurtina (meadow brown), 709 nucleotides. It is a transcript of the gene CPH19, whose product is annotated as calphotin-like. The record is from RefSeq and is a predicted model, not a curated record. NCBI's taxonomy places the organism in Eukaryota, Metazoa, Arthropoda, Insecta, Lepidoptera, Nymphalidae. The transcript has 2 exons. The coding region runs from base 133 to 582 and encodes 149 amino acids.
GCGUGGUUGACAGCGUGAGCGGAGUAUGAGCUAGCAUAGGGAGCCACUGCGUAUGCUGCUGGUGCUACUGCUGGGGCCACGAGAGCAGCAGGAGCGGCAGCAAAUGGUGUGAUUCCAGCGUGGGUAGCGGCGAUGAUCGUACUCAUCGCUGCAGCGUUCACCAUCAGUGCAGAGUGCAGUGCUCCAUUGGUAGCACCAGCACAUAUAGGUUACGCUCAUGCAGUGCCGCAGAACGUUCCUCCAUACGCCUCCCAAGUCAGCGUAGUCAAUAAGGCGAUCAGCCCGUAUAUUGCGGCUCCGGUCGCUGCGCCACUUGCUGCACCUGUAGCUGCACAAUAUUUUGCUGCACCCUACGCCGCUCAAUUCGCCGCACCUAUCGGUCCCCUUGCCGCUCGGGUUGCACCAGCUGUGGCCACUCCUUUCGCAGCUGCACCAUACGUAGCUGCCCCUUACGCCGCAGCUCCCUAUGCCCUUCCAGGUCCUUUUGCUCCUUCAGCCGCCUAUGCAGCUCCUUACCCUUAUGCAGCUGGCGCACCUUUAAUCCGCGGGGCAUUCGGUGUUGCUCCAGCGUUUGUUCGAUAGAUUUAGAGUUAAUUAAUAGACCUUCCUUCCAAAAGACUUGUUAUUAGAAUAAGAUUGUUAAACAAUAAUAAUACUAUGUAUGAAAUGAUGCACGUACCAAAUUUAGUAAAAUAUUUUUUAUACGAAG